Arachis ipaensis is the source of this 2102-nucleotide messenger RNA. The record is from RefSeq and is a predicted model, not a curated record. Lineage: Eukaryota; Viridiplantae; Streptophyta; Magnoliopsida; Fabales; Fabaceae.
AUUUGAAGAACAUAGAUAUGGUUUCACAUUCACAUUUUACAUUCUGAGAGAAGAGAGAGAAAGAGUGGAAGGAAAGAAGUACAGAGCGACAUGUUCUGUUCUCUUCAGCUUCAAAGCUUACCCAACCAAACUCUCAAGAAACACAUUCACACAUCAAAUAUCCGUUUUCUCUGAGACUCCAGACUCUCUCUCUCUCUCUUCCUCUGGCGGGAACACCACUCCCAGUCCGCCGUCUCGUAGCUCUCCUUCUCCCCCAUCUUCCGGCGGCAAAACAACACCUUCGUCCAAGUCACCGUCGUCGUCGUCGUCCCCAUCUCCACCGUCGUCGUCUUCUUCUUCAGGCAUUUCCACGGGAGUUGUGGUCGGAAUCGCCGUUGGUGCUGUGGCAGUUCUUGUGGUACUGAGCGUUCUUUGCAUAUGCUGUAGGAAGAAGAAGAGAAGACGCGACGAGGAGCAAUAUUACGGUUACCCACCACCCCAGCCGCCACCACGUGGACCCAAAGAUGACUAUGGUGGUCCCCCACGCCAGUGGCAGCACAAUGCUCCACCUCCUUCAGAUCACGUGGUCUCAGUCCAGCCACCUAAGCCAUCGCCUCCGCCUCCGCCUGCGUACCAAGCUCCACCACCACCUCCACCUUUCAUGAGCAGCAGUGGCGGUUCUGGAUCAAACUAUUCAGGUGGUGAGCCACUUCCACCUCCUUCUCCAGGCAUAGCAUUAGGCUUCUCAAAGAGCACUUUCACAUAUGAGGAGCUGGCGCGAGCAACCGAUGGCUUCUCGGACGCCAACCUCCUCGGAUCAGGUGGAUUCGGGUAUGUGCACAGAGGAAUUCUUCCCAACGGCAAGGAAGUGGCGGUGAAGCAGCUAAAGGCUGGAAGCGGGCAAGGAGAGCGUGAAUUCCAAGCUGAAGUAGAGAUAAUUAGUCGUGUUCAUCACAAACACCUUGUUUCUUUGGUUGGAUACUGCAUCACCGGGACCCAGAGGCUGCUUGUUUAUGAAUUUGUUCCCAACAACACGUUGGAAUUCCAUUUACACGGGAGAGGGCGACCUACGAUGGAUUGGCCCACAAGACUACGAAUUGCCUUAGGAUCUGCUAAAGGGCUGUCAUAUCUUCAUGAAGAUUGUCAUCCUAAGAUCAUUCAUCGCGAUAUCAAAUCUGCUAACAUUCUUCUCGAUUUUAAGUUUGAAGCUAAGGUUGCUGAUUUCGGGCUUGCAAAGUUCUCUUCUGAUGUCAACACUCAUGUUUCCACUCGAGUGAUGGGGACUUUUGGGUAUCUGGCUCCGGAAUAUGCUUCCAGUGGAAAACUCACAGACAAAUCAGAUGUUUUCUCCUAUGGAGUCAUGCUUCUCGAGUUAAUUACUGGAAGAAGGCCAGUUGAUAAAACCCAAACUUUCAUGGAGGAUAGUUUGGUAGACUGGGCUAGGCCUUUGCUCAACCGAGCAUUGGAUGAAGAUGAUUAUGACUCUCUAGUUGACCCAAGGCUCCAGAAUGAAUAUGAUCCCAAUGAGAUGGCUCGCAUGGUGGCAUGUGCCGCUGCUUGCACGCGUCAUUCAGCAAAGCGUCGACCAAGGAUGAGCCAGGUUGUUCGUGCUCUUGAAGGAGACGUGUCUCUGGCGGAUCUUAAUGAAGGAAUUAAACCUGGACACAGCACCAUGUACAGUUCACAUGAAAGCUCGGAUUAUGACACUGCACAGUACAAGGAAGACAUGAGAAGGUUCAGGAAAAUGGCAUUGGGAACCCAGGAGUACGCCAGCAGCGAGUAUAGCGCGCCUACAAGCGAGUACGGCCUGUAUCCAUCCGGCUCAAGCAGUGAAGCGCAGAGCCGCCAGACCACCCGCGAAAUGGAAAUGCGGAAGAUGAAGAACAGUCAAGGUUUCAGCGGAACUUCUUGAUCCUUGACAAGUUGUUUUGCUUAUCUUUGUAUAAAUUUAUAUAUCCUUGAUUUUUGCACCUAUGUCACCUUUGAUUCAUUAACUGACAUGUUUGGAGUGACUUACAGAUUAUUUUUUCCCCAUCAUAAUUGAUCAUAUUUUAAACUGUAUUUAUAAGGGUAUACAGCAAAGUAACACAAUUCAAUUCUUUCAUUUUUUUUGUUCAGCCUUA